AUGAAAAGUGAUGAAUAUAAUCCUAAUGCGCUAACUUCAGAAGGUUUUAAAUAUUGUGUUCCAAGUUUAUUAGUUAUGCUGUUUGAGACGAGUGCAAAAUCCUCACUUCGGCAUUUUGAUCAAUAUAAAUCGUUAUGGGAACAAUCUAAAACGGAAGAAUUCGACAAAUUCAUGUCAAAUAAUCCAUCGGUGACUGAUUUUGAAGAAAUUAUUCAACAGUUUUAUGAGAAAGAUCAAUUAAUUUCCAAUGAGCCUGAUGUAUGUGACUGCAGUCCAUUAGCAAUUUACACCAACCACUUAAAAGAUGGAUUACUUGCAGAAACAAGAAAUUGGCGCUUAGAAUACGGGAGAUUAUGCAGCUCAAAAUUUAAAACUCAAGUUGAAUCCUUGUUUGCAACGAUCGAAAAAUAUGAAAAAAUCUUAUCAAGACCCAUCAAUGAUUUAGAUGAUAUAAGAAUACUGAUGAAUGCGUUGAAGGAUUUACGUGAAAUGGAAGCAAAUGUUGACUUACAACUUGGACCUAUUGAAGAAUCCUAUUCUUUACUGGCUAAACAUUCAAUUCCAGUUGAUAAAGAAGAAACUGAUAAAGCAGAUACUUUGCGCUAUGAAUGGGAAAAAUUAUGUAAACAAAUGCUAGAAGUACAAAAUCAGUUAGUUGACGUUCAACCAGAAUUUCGCAAUAAUUUAUUAGAAAAUAUAACAACGUUUAAUGAAAAUUGUUCAACAUUCUACGACGAUUAUGAUAAAGUUGGACCAAUGGUUAGAGGCAUACCACCCCGAGAAGCAUCUGAUCGUCUUAUUAUAUUUCAAAAUCGUUUUGAUAAUCUUUAUCGCAGUUAUAUCACGUGUAGUGCAGGUGAACAACUUUUUGGACUGCCGAUUACAGAACAUACUCGGUUAGAUGACAUUAGAAAACAAUUAAACCUUCUACAAAAACUUUACUUAUUAUAUAACAGUGUUUUGAACAAAACAGCUGGCUAUUAUGACAUACCGUGGUCCGAUGUUAAAAUCGAUGUGAUUUCUCAAGAACUGCAAGACUUCGAAAAUCGCUGCUUCAAGUUACCAAAAGCUUUACGUGAAUAUCCGGCAUACGAUGAUUUGAGGCAAACGUUGGCUAAUUUUGACCAGAUCAUCCCAUUGUUAGAGUUAAUGACUAAUCCAGCUAUGCGUGAGAGACAUUGGAAACGCUUGGCUACCUUAACUGGACGGUCAUUCAAUGUUGACGAUAGUGAAUUUACUUUGCGAAAUAUACUUGAAGCUCCUUUACUUGAACACUAUGACGACGUUGAAGAUAUUUGUAUAUCAGCUAUUAAAGAGCAAGAUAUUGAGCGAAAACUAAUUAAUUUAAAAUCUGAAUGGAGUGCACAAGAAUUUGAAUUCGUUCAAUUUAAACACCGUGGUGAAUUGUUGCUACGAGGUGACCACACUUUGGAAUUGAUUAGUUUAAUGGAGGACUCAUUGAUGGCCCUUGCCUCUCUUUUAAGUAAUCGCUACAAUGCGCCAUUCCGCAAAGAUAUACAAAAUUUCAUCUCACGCUUGUCAAAUUCCAACGAAAUUAUUGAACAGUGGUUGGCAGUACAAAAUUUAUGGAUUUAUCUUGAAGCAGUUUUUAUUGGUGGUGAUAUAGCACGUCAACUUCCACAAGAAGCUAAACGCUUCGCGAAUGUAGAUAAAUCAUGGUGUCGCAUUAUGCAAAGAGCUCAUGAGACAACGCAUGUUUUAACAUGCUGUAUUGGUGAUGAAAUGCUUAGCCAUCUAUUACCACAUCUAAUGGAACAGUUAGAAUUAUGUCAGAAAAGUUUGACUGGUUAUUUGGAAAAGAAACGUCUUCUCUUCCCUCGCUUCUUUUUCGUUUCUGAUCCAACUCUGCUGGAAAUUCUGGGUCAAGCAUCAGAUCCUCAUACGAUACAAGCACAUUUACUUUCUGUGUUUGAUAACAUUAAAAGUGUGAAGUUUCAUGAAAAACAAUAUGAAACGAUUUUGACCUGUUACUCACAAGAAGGCGAGGUAUUAGAGUUAGAACAUCCAGUUAAAGCUGAAGGACAUGUAGAAGUUUGGUUAAAUAAAUUAUUGAAAGAAGCGCAGUUUUCAUUACAUCAAAUAAUAAGAGAAGGCUAUAAAGUAGCGAUAGAUGAUGAUGUCAAUAUAUUACAAUUUCUUGCGACGUUUCCUGCCCAGGUGGGACUAUUGGGUAUUCAAUUUAUCUGGACAAGAGAUUCAACUAACGCACUAAAAGAAGCCAGACAUAAUAAAAAGAUUAUGCAAAUGACUGAUCAUGAAUUUGGUCGUCUACUAAACUUGCUUAUUCAGCAAACUACACACAACUUAACGCAAGUGGAGCGAACUAAAUUAGAGACAUUAAUCACCAUACAUCUUCAUCAAAAAGAUAUUUUCUCAUCAUUAGUUAAAGACCGUAUCAAAUCACCAACAGAUUUUGAUUGGCUUAAACAAACACGUUUCUACUAUUUAGAAGAUUCAGAUGUAUGUCUAAUUUCAAUUACCGACGUAAAUUUCAUUUAUCAAGAUGAAUUUAUCGGAUGCACAGAACGACUGGUUGUUACACCACUCACAGAUCGGCAAGUUUUCUUGACAUGA
Messenger RNA from Schistosoma intercalatum, 2595 nucleotides. Lineage: Eukaryota; Metazoa; Platyhelminthes; Trematoda; Strigeidida; Schistosomatidae. The record is from the annotation of a GenBank genome assembly.